This is a messenger RNA of Aplosporella prunicola CBS 121167, 1021 nucleotides long. RefSeq lists its product as uncharacterized. The transcript has 2 exons. The coding region runs from base 329 to 904 and encodes 191 amino acids. Lineage: Eukaryota; Fungi; Ascomycota; Dothideomycetes; Botryosphaeriales; Aplosporellaceae. The record is from RefSeq and is a predicted model, not a curated record.
UACCGGUGAAGGCGCGCUGCUGGACCAGGUUGCGGCCGAAGACGGGGCGGGCGGCCUUGGUGAGGUUGGCCAUCUUGGGGGUGAUGCGAGCAGCAGCCAUUGUGAUGGAAGUUGAUGGAAUUGAGGCUUGGGGGGAUGAAAGAAGCCUGGUGUUGGACGAAAUGGACGUAGGGUCUGGGUAGAAGGAGAGGAGUGGAAAGCUCAGCAGGAAUUGAGAAAAAAGGCGGCCGGUGCAGAGUGGUCCGUGUGCGCCGGCCGGGCAGCAGCACGAAGGGCGAUCUGCAAACAGCGCGGCCAAAUUAUCUCACCGCCCCGAUCCGGCAUAGCCAUGGAAUUUUGUGCCCGUCCAUUCCACCCUCUGCCAGCUAUCAUAUAUCUUGCUCUCUGCCUCACCCUCUUUUCCCGCGGGCCUCUGUCUCCCUCUGCCCGUCCUGCUGCCGGUGGGGGCCGUCAUCGCUGCGUCGGUUCCUGUGUGCGAGCUCCAUCCGCGCCUUGCCGCAACCGAUCUAGCGUCCACCGUCCGGCUGGCCGCGGCAGCCCUAUGCCAGCAUCGGUUUCCAGCCUACGAGCCAGUCUUUUCAUGACGCUGGUGCACCGCGCCGUCCGCCAUCUCGCAGCUCUUGACCUUUGCAUCUUCGUUGAGAUGCCUAGGUACAAUUGCCUUGUGCGGGUCCUCGCCGACGAAUCAAACGCGAUAAACUUGCUGGAGUCUUUGCGUAAUCCGAGCCGGCGCUGCAUCGGGCUUGAGGCUGAUGAGAGACGGCUUCUCGUUCACCGACUACCCGAGGGCCAACCACGACAACUGCAUCACUCGCAGCAUCGCGGCUUUGCCCUUGCUCCUCUUCCUCUCCUCGCUCUUGUCGCGGGACGCCAAGUCGUGGCUCAGGGAGCUGCCGUGUGUUGAGACGACGUCCAUCUGUGGGCUGAAUCGGACCGUCCCAAGUCCGCUGCAUGCAAGCGACAGCCGCCAUGCCGUAAGCGGUUCAGCCGCGCACUAUCCCUGCUGCACAAGCAUUCUUCA